Messenger RNA from Rhagoletis zephyria (snowberry fruit fly), 2934 nucleotides. RefSeq names its product jing interacting gene regulatory 1 (gene jigr1). The record is from RefSeq and is a predicted model, not a curated record. Gene Ontology annotation, biological process: regulation of transcription by RNA polymerase II. NCBI's taxonomy places the organism in Eukaryota, Metazoa, Arthropoda, Insecta, Diptera, Tephritidae. Gene Ontology annotation, cellular component: nucleus; transcription regulator complex.
ACUGUAUUAUUUGCUGCCAGAAUUUGAAGCUUGCUACAGCAGUCUUUAGCAAGCUUGGAUUUCAUCAUACUGUUUGAGUGAGACCGGAUCUCUGCUUGUCUAUCUGAAAAGAUAACUAGAAAAAGGCGCCCUUCAAACCAUCUUCAAUGUUAAAUUGACGCAGGUUACAGUUGUCAAAACUUGGUGACGGGGUCCAUGGACACAUGUACUUGUUCUGUUAUUCAUCCUCGAACCGGAUCAAGGUUUACCGUGUGCUUAAUCUUCGCGAUGUGGCGUUUUGUAAAAUACGGCAAAUUCUUAAAACCUCUGCAAAAAAAAGCGCGCCCACUCCAUGGAUUACCUACAAGUAUGCAACCACCACGUUCGAACGUUGACUGGGUUGCAGUGCAAAUUACCAUUGUUGCAUGAACAAAGACGCGUAUAAUACAAGACACGAAACCGGUAAGUGUGGUACACUCUUUGUUUGGGGUUUCUUGCCACCAAAGAGCGUGCAUUGCGCCGCCACGAUUCUGUGAGAACAGGUUUUAAGCCGAAAGUGUGAGGUGCCUGCAACGACGACGACAACGGCCACUCUUCCUACUCUCUUUUAUUGUGCGCACGUGUAUGGGUGUGUGUGUGUGUUUGUGUUUCUGUUUGUGUUUGUGUUUGUGUGUGAGUUAAAGCAAGAGUGUAUUCUGCAUUUUGUUUUUAUCACAUUCGGCGGGAGCGCGCGCACCUUCGUAUUUUUUAUAUGCCAUUACAAAUAUUCGAAAAACUUAUAUGCAUGUAUUGCUCUGUACAUGUGAAUUACCAUUAUAUUUUUAUAUAUUUUCCUCUGUUGCCUUGGCUCGUCUUUUUUACAUUUUCAUUAUAUUUAAGCGUAACGUCGUGUUGUCGUGAGCAGCGUAAGUGUUAAAGCAAAAUAAUAAAAAUUUCAUAUUUUAGUUUUAAAAUUAUUGUCGGUGUGUGCGGUCGGUCCGUUUGUCGAUCGGACGUCGGUUUGAUAGAACAAGUUAUUUGCUUGUAUGUAUGUAUGUAUGUAUGACAAAAGAAAAAAAUAAAGUAAAAAUUAAAUUUAUUUUACUUACAUAUGUAUAAAAAAUUUAUAAUUGAAGGCAAAAAGUAAGAAAUUUAAAAAAUUAAAAAAACGUUUAAGUUGGCUUAAAAUCGAUAUUUGACGUGCAUUUUUUAUGCUUAAAAAAUAUAUAAAAAUUACAAAUACAUAUACAUACAAAUUUAAUUUUUGCGAACAUUGGCAAAUUGUGAAAUCGAAAUCGGAAAAAUUCGGUGUUAAAUGGAUAAUCAUCAUCAAGCUGCGUCAACAAACAACGUAAGCCACAAUAACACCGCUGUGGAUUACGGGAAUUAUGAUUAUCCGCCACCAGCCAAACGUGGUCGUGGCUAUGCACCAAUGGGCGAAUUCGAUUUGAGUCUCAUACGUGAAUUUCGUGCUCGUCCUGGCUUCUACGACCGCAAUUCAGCAAGUUUCAAGGACAAAUUGCAUGUAGCACAUCAAUGGCAGGAGAUUUCAAACAAAUUGGGUUUCGAUGUUUCCUUGCUGAAGGAUCGCAUGCUACAGCUGCGCAAUCGUUAUAAUCUCGAGAAGCGUCGCCUCGAGCAGUUGCGCGAUGAGAAUCCCGGUCAGUCGGUUGACUCACCAUGGCCGCUAUUUCAUCAUUUACAUUUCCUCUCCGAACACAUACGGCCACGUCGCUCUUACAAGAGCAUGCAACCGCGUACAUCGCUCGCUGAUUCGGCUGAUGAUGACGAGGACUACACAGAGCGUCCGCGACCGAAACGGCACCAGCAGCGUCAGCUUAAGCCGCAUUUGGCAACUAGAUCAGCAACUGCUGGUGGUGGCAGGCGUGACUCCUACAGUGAUGGUGGCGGCGACGGCGGCGACGGCGGCGGUGCUGUUGGUGGUGGCGGCGGCGCCCACAAUAGCAGCGCCGAAACUUACGCUAAUGGUAUGCUCACCGUCAAAAUGGAGGAACCAGAUGGAGAAGACCCAGAUGUCGCCGAUGCUGAAUCUGGCAGCCAAAGUGGCACUGAGGACAACAGCAGGGGCCAUCCCUUGAAGCUAAGUGCCGCUUCCACAUUGCUUAGCAUGCAACAACGUCAGCCACAUUCCAUGUCGCCAUAUAACAAGUCCAGCACCUCGUCAUCGAUGGCUUUGAAUAAACGUUCAUCAAAAUAUUCGACUUUGCCAGCUGCUCCACCGGCAUCAAUCAAAAUACGCCGCUUGGAUACGAUGCAAGAGCGUACGCCGGGCGUUGCACACACGCAACAGCGCGCCAGCAACAACGACAUUCCUUCGCAUAGCAAUUUCAACAAUAGUCACACAAACAAUAACAACAAACGUCAGCGGCAACAAGAGUACACAUCAUUGAUGUCGCGUCAAGUGCAAGUGAAUCGUCGUUGUUUGAACAAUUCAGAGCAAAAGUAUGCCGCUUUUGGCGAAUUUGUAUCCGCCUCCUUGUUGGAGUUGCCAGCAACACGUGCCCUGCAGUUGGUCGAAAAGUUCACGUCAGAGGUGGUGCGCGUGCUUUUGGACAGCACAGAGAAAUCGCCGCAAGUAGGCGCUGAACAAAGUAUGGCCCAGCAACAGCAGCAGCAGCAGCAGCCGCCACCACCGCUACAGCUAUUGCAACCAUUGCUGUCACAAGCGCAACCGCAGCAGGUGCCAACACAAUUUCAGCAAAUGAAUGGGAGCAUUAGCGAAGCACUAAAUGGCGUUUAAAUAUUGUAUGCUUGUUUUUUUUUUAUUGAACAAGAACAAAAGAUAACAUUUAAUUUUAAUUAUUUUUUAAUGAAUUGACUGUCAGUGUUUUCCUACUCGUAAUUUUUAGUUAUCUCUUACAAAUAGUAAUUACAUUUAUGUCUAUGUAUUUAAGCGUCUUAUUUGAACUACGCUUGUGUCAUAUGUUGAAUAAAGUUUUCCGCAUGUGCUUUUAA